Messenger RNA from Salmo salar (Atlantic salmon), 3089 nucleotides. RefSeq names its product solute carrier family 2, facilitated glucose transporter member 4. NCBI's taxonomy places the organism in Eukaryota, Metazoa, Chordata, Actinopteri, Salmoniformes, Salmonidae. The record is from RefSeq and is a predicted model, not a curated record. Gene Ontology annotation, cellular component: plasma membrane; endomembrane system; perinuclear region of cytoplasm. Gene Ontology annotation, biological process: dehydroascorbic acid transport. Gene Ontology annotation, molecular function: D-glucose transmembrane transporter activity.
AAGGCAUUGAGCUGCAGCUCACGUCCAAAGUGGUUUGAAGUCAAAAAUCUGAACACGAGGUAGAAACGAGUCACAUCCCAGACAAUCACUGGUAUGCCUGAUUAUCUAGAAAAGCGAAUUUAAGGGGGACCAUUCUACUACUCUUCUCAAAUCACCGUAAUGCGCUACUCUCAUCACCCCACUGAGAACCAUCAACACAGCUGGCUAGCCAAUCUUUAAAGAAUCAUCUUCCAGAGCGAGUGGAAACAGAGUGAGCUCUGUAGUUCUUUUCUUGACUACACAGCGGGUCACCGGAUGCCGGGCGACUGCAGAGGAGAGCAACAGUAUGAGAUGGGUGGGGACCCCUUUUGGACAAUCGGAGCCUUACAAGCGUGCCGCGAAAAGGCCCAACACCCUUUCCAAGAAGGACUGGUUCCGACAGAAAUACACGAAGAACCAAGACAUAAAUUCAUGAUUUCUUACUCCAAACGGGCGGCGACAGUGACUGGAACCCUUGCUCUCUCGGUGUUCACUGCUGUAUUGGGCUCCUUUCAGUUUGGAUACAAUAUCGGCGUCAUCAAUGCACCUCAGAAGAUCAUUGAGGCGGACUACAAUGCUACAUGGGUGCACCGGUAUGGAGAGCCCAUUCCCACCGCUACACUCACCACUCUGUGGUCACUGUCGGUAGCCAUCUUCUCUAUAGGAGGCAUGAUCUCUUCCUUCUGUGUGGGCGUCAUCUCAGAAUGGCUGGGCAGGAGGAAAGCCAUGCUCAUAAACAACUUGUUUGCCUUCAUCGGAGGAGGUUUGAUGGGCAUGGCCAAAAUCAGCCGGUCCUUUGAGAUGAUGAUCCUGGGACGCUUCGUCAUCGGUGCAUACUGUGGGUUGGCAUCAGGGCUAGUGCCCAUGUAUGUGGGGGAGAUAGCGCCUACAAGUCUACGAGGUGCUUUGGGCACGCUCCACCAGUUGGCGAUCGUCACAGGGAUUCUCAUAGCACAGGUCCUAGGUCUGGAGUCUUUGCUGGGCAGUGAGGAGUUGUGGCCAGUGCUGGUGGGUGUGACCGUUCUGCCCACUGUCCUGCAGAUGGCGCUGCUGCCCUUCUGCCCCGAGAGCCCUCGUUUUCUCUACAUCAUCCGCUGCCAGGAGCACCACGCCAAGAGCGGCUUGAGGAGGCUGACCGGGAGGCAGGAGGUGGGGGAUAUGCUGGCGGAGAUGAAGGAGGAGAAGAGGAGGAUGGACAUGGAGAGGAAGGUGUCCAUCGCAGAGCUCUUCCGCUCCCCCAUGUACCGGCAGCCCAUCAUCAUCGCCAUCCUGCUGCAGCUCUCACAACAGCUCUCUGGGGUCAACGCUAUCUUCUACUACUCCACCAGUAUUUUCCAGAAGGCAGGGGUCCAGAGCCCCGUCUACGCCACUAUAGGAGCUGGCGUGGUCAACUGUGCCUUCACUGUGGUCUCGCUCUUCCUGGUGGAGAGGACGGGCCGCCGGACACUACACAUGCUGGGGCUGUCCGGAAUGUGUGGCUGUGCCAUUGUCAUGACGAUAGCGCUCGCCUUAUUGGACAGUGUUCCCUGGAUGAGCUACAUCAGCAUGCUGGCCAUCUUUGGCUUCGUGGCCUUCUUUGAGGUGGGGCCUGGCCCCAUCCCCUGGUUCUUUGUGGCUGAGCUCUUCUCCCAAGGCCCCAGGCCCGCUGCGAUGGCCGUGGCCGGAUUCUCCAACUGGACGGCCAACUUCAUUAUUGGCUUUGGCUUCCAGUAUCUCGCUGAGCUUUGUGGGCCUUAUGUCUUCCUCAUCUUCGCAGUGCUCCUUCUCUUCUUCCUCAUCUUCACCUUCUUCCGGGUGCCGGAGACACGGGGCAAGACGUUCGACCAGAUCUCCACCUCCUUCAGCCAGCACCCGCCAGCCAUGAUGGACCUGGACAUGGAGUUGGGCAAGCGGAGUACAGAGCUGGACUACCUGGGGGGGGAGGGAAGCCUUGACUAAUGGGGUCCCCUGGGGGAACUGGGGAGGGCAAGCUGAGAAGGCCAGACAUACUCUUGGUUAUGCAGGGAAACUCAGAGGGCUACAACUGGGUACUGGGCUUGGGCCUGAUUCCAAACACAUCCUUUGAGUUGUAUCUAGGCAUAUCGAGCAGGGAGAGUAGGGUAGGGUUGGCGUGUGGGUCAAGGGAUAGGGAGGUGGAAUGGAUUUGGAACUGAGCCCGUAGUUAGGAAAUGGAGCUUGAGGGAGAUAUGUUGACAGGAACAGGUUGCUUGAGGAAAAGGCUGUGCAACAUUACAAAGCAUUGCACCAACUGAACAUACCCCAGAAAGGGUGGAGUGUGAGUGAUUUUUAUUACCAGAGCAACCCAUAAUGGGUGAUAGAGGGGAUGAUCAGGAACAAGGUUUCUGAACUUUAAGGCAUUACCCCCACCCGGGUGUACAUAUGCUGAUGGGGUGGAGAUUUGAGAGAGAAUGCGCACAUGUUCUAUGGAGAGAGAGGCUUGGAGGUAUUCCUGCACUUUAUAUACAAAAAUGUCAGCAGUUUUCAGAUUGAUAGCUGGUUACAAUAGCAAAACAGUUAGUGAAAACCCAUGUACAUUUUUAGUGAGCAAAGCUAUGGUGUGUGACAUUGAGUGAUUUAUUUCCGAGUUACUGUAAGUCUCAGUGGGCUAACCAGUCUACCACUAGCGACCCACUUCCCCUUUUGGAAGUGUCCCUAAACUUGAUUUCACAAGAUGGACAGCUUUAACGUGACUCAUUGCACAGCCUACAGAGAAGUUACUUUUAAGGAGAGAAAAUCAUGUAUUUAGUACUUAAAUGUAUAUAGCGUGCUGGUUUGAUUGAAAAAACACAAUGGUACGAAGGUCUACAAAUACUCAAACUUUACCCACUCCAAUAGGAGUAUGUCUUUGGUUUCUAUGGGGUAGGGCACAAUAUUAGUUGAUAUGGCAACAGGCCUUGGUUUUGACUGCUACUGCAUCAGCAAUCUGUCCCUGAACUAAUUACGCAUGUGUGCCGUUUGCUGUCGAUGCUGUACUGCUUGUGAUUGUUCAAUACAAAUCUUCAAAGACAUUGUACAAAGAUAAUCUGUAAUUUAUAUUAAGUGUGAAUAUUGAUAAAGUAUUCUGUAUGGUU